Messenger RNA from Pecten maximus, 858 nucleotides. Its product is annotated as cell surface glycoprotein 1-like. The coding region runs from base 1 to 858 and encodes 285 amino acids. The transcript has 2 exons. Lineage: Eukaryota; Metazoa; Mollusca; Bivalvia; Pectinida; Pectinidae. The record is from RefSeq and is a predicted model, not a curated record.
AUGGCAUCCAUUUUCAUGUGUUUGUUUGGAGGAGACGCCGACCGGGGGCGAGCCCAGCGCCACACCGGACGAGAGACGCCGACCGGAGGCGAGGAGACGCCGACCGGGGGCGAGCCCAGCGCCACACCGGACGAGGAGACGCCGACCGGGGCGAGCCCAGCGCCACACCGGACGGGGAGACGCCGACCGGGGGAGCCCAGCGCCACACGGGACGAGGAGACGCCGACCGGAGGCGAGGAGACGCCGACCGGGGGCGAGCCCAGCGCCACACCGGACGAGGAGACGCCGACCGGGGGGCGAGCCCAGCGCCACACCGGACGAGGAGACGCCGACCGGGCGCGAGCCCAGCGCCACACCGGACGAGGAGACGCCGACCGGGGGCGAGCCCAGCGCCACACCGGACGAGGAGACGCGACCGGGCGCGAGCCCAGCGCCACACCGGACGAGGAGACGCCGACCGGGGGCGAGCCCAGCGCCACACGGGACGAGGAGACGCCGACCGGGGGGCGAGCCCAGCGCCACACCGGACGAGGAGACGCCGACGGGCGAGCCCAGCGCCACACGACGAGGAGACGCCGACCGGGGGCGAGCCAGCGCACACCGGACGAGGAGACGCCGACCGGGGGCGAGCCCAGCGCCACACCGGACGAGGAGACGCCGACCGGGCGCGAGCCCAGCCCACACCGGACGAGGAGACGCCGACCGGGGGCGAGCCAGCGCCACACGGGACGAGGAGACGCGACCGGAGGCGAGCCCAGCGCCACACCGGACGAUGGAGACGCCGACCGGGGGAGGCGAGCGCCACACCGGACGAGGAGACGCCGUACCGGGGGCAGCCCAGCGCCACACCGUGACUAG